AUGGGUGCACAAGAAGAGAAGAAAGAAACAUGUGGUACUAUCUGCCUGAAAUACCUACUGAUCACAUUCAACUUCCUGUUUUGGCUUGCUGGGGGCGUUGUGAUGGCUGUGGGUGUUUGGACUUUGGUUGAAAAGAGCGACUAUAUCAGCCUACUACCCUCCAUGACAUAUGCUGCUUCUGCCUACAUACUGGUCCUUGCUGGAGCCAUCGUCAUGGUAACAGGCGUUCUGGGAUGCUGUGCCACCUUCAAGGAGCAGAGGAGGCUACUGCGAGUGUAUUUUGUCCUACUGCUGUGUAUAUUCCUGUUGGAGAUCCUUGCUGGUGUCCUGGCGUAUAUCUACUAUCGGCAGUUAAAUGAGGAGCUGAAGCAGAACCUGAGGGAGACCAUGAUCCAGAAGUAUGAACAGAAGACUCACGAGCAUGUUACCAGUGCUGUGGAUAAGCUGCAACAGGAGUUCAAGUGCUGUGGGAGCAACAAUUCAUCCGACUGGGUGGAGAGUGUCUGGAUCCGCUCCGACGACGGAAAUGGCAGGGUGGUGCCUGACAGCUGCUGUAAGACUCCGUCUGACAUGUGCGGACGUGGUGGGCACCCCUCCAACAUCUACAAGGUUGAGGGUGGCUGUAUCUCAAAACUGGAGAAAUUUAUCCAGGACCACCUGAAAAUCAUUGGUGCAGUGGGUAUUGGGAUUGCCUGUGUACAGAUAAUAGGGAUGGUGUUUACAUGCUGCCUAUACCGACGUCUCAAGUCAGAGCCAUACUAA
This is a messenger RNA of Nerophis lumbriciformis (worm pipefish), 762 nucleotides long. The record is from RefSeq and is a predicted model, not a curated record. Lineage: Eukaryota; Metazoa; Chordata; Actinopteri; Syngnathiformes; Syngnathidae.